AUGGGGACGGCAAAUUUUGCAAUAGCCGGUAUUGUGACGGAAAAACUGACAGAAGAUAACUAUGAGAAUUGGAAGGAAAGCUUGAAAAGCUACUUGAUUGCUCAAGGUCUUUGGGAUGUCGUCUCUGGAGAAGAAGCCAAACCCAAAGAAUCUGAACCCAAUUAUGAAACUUGGGUUAGAAAAAAUGCCAUGGCCUUGCAUGCGAUGCAAGUUUCCUGUGGUGCAGAUACAAUUUCAAAGCUCAGGGGCAGUGAAUCCGCCAAUUAUGAAUGGGAACGUUUGGCGGAAAAGCGCCCACCCCCGUUGCCAGAAGGUGGCGGCUUGUUUGCAGAUGAUGGAACAUGGAAUGACACCUUUCAGUACGAAGCUCUGUACAAGGCUGUGAGCAAAGGUGAUUGGGUGGCCACCAAACAUUUCCUUGAUGGCAACCCACAUGCCCUCACAGCCAAGAUUACAUUAACAGCUGAUACAGCUCUUCAUGUCGCCGUUCUGACUGGACACGGCAAGCUCGUGGAGGAGUUGGUGAGGCUAAUGUCAGACACAGACUUGGAACUCAGAAGUGGUCUCGGUUAUACAGCCUUUUCCAUUGCAGCCAUCAAUGAAUUCAAAGAGAUGGCCGAGACAAUGCUUAGAAAAAAUCCCAAUUUGGUCUGUGUAAAGAAUGAUAAUGGCCUGAUCCCAAUCGUUGUGGCCUCCCUUUAUGGCUCAAAAGAUAUGGUUCGCUAUCUUUACUGCAAAACUCCAAUUGAAAUUCUAAGUCCUGAAAAUAAUGAUCGGAGUGGUGCCACACUACUCAACUGUCUUAUCACAGAUGGUAUUUAUGGUAUGUGUGUUAAACAAUCUGGGAUAGUUCACCACCAUGAUGAUGAAUGGCCCCCUCGAAAAUUUGGUGGUGAUGAGGAGAGCAAUAUUAUAAGGUCUCAAGAAUGCUCAAGUUAUGGCAAUUGCUUUCUAAGGCAAGUUCCUGACAUUAAGCAUAUAUAUCAUACAAAAUUGAGACAUGCUCAAGUCCUUGAAAUCCUCAACUGCAUUCUAAAGGAAAUUAUGAAGUUAAGUAAUAGACAACUGGAAAGAAUUGGAUUUGAUCAAGCAAUCUUUGAUGCAAUCAAGCAUGGAAUAAUUGAGAUUGUUGAUGUGUUGAUUGAACGCAACCCUGAAAUCAUAUGGAGGAAAGAUAAAAAGGGUAGAACCAUCUUUGCUAAUGCACUUGUGCUUCGUCAAGAAAAGAUCUUUAGCCAUGUUUACAGAUUGGGCGCAAAGCUUCGCAUAGCAGUGCUUCGUCAUGAUAUAUUUGGCAACAAUUUUUUACAUCUAGCUGCCAAGCUAUCUCCUCCUUCGAGACUUGAUCGAAUCUCGGGUGCAGCGUUGCAGAUGCAAAGAGAAUUAAAAUGGUUUAAGGAGGUGCAAAGCAUGGUGCCACCAAAAUACAUGGAAGAAGUCAAUGAAAACAACAAAACACCAAGUGCAUUGUUCUCAGAGGAGCACCAAGAGUUGAUUAGAGAAGGAGAAAGAUGGAUGAAGAACACAGCAGCUUCAUGCAUGGUUGUAGCAACACUCAUCGCGGCAGUCAUGUUCACUUCAGCUUUUACAGUUCCCGGUGGCGACGAUAACGAAUCAGGCUUCCCCAUCUUCUUAAAGUACGAUGCAUUCCUCGUCUUCAUCAUUUCAAAUGCUUUCGCCUUGUUUUCUUCUUCAACUGCUGUGUUAGUGUUCUUAGGAAUCCUCACUUCGCGUUAUGAAGAAAGAGACUUUCUCAAAUCCUCGCCAACAAAAUUGAUCAUUGGUCUUUUCUCUCUUUUCUUCUCAAUAGUAACUAUGAUGCUAGCUUUUGGUUCAGCUCUUUCAAUUGUCCUCAAAGCAAGAUUGGAAUGGGUGGCCAUCGCAGUCAUUGUUCUUUCUUCAAUCCCAGUUGUUUUCUUUGCCCUAUUACAGUUUCCUCUUCUCGUUGAAAUGGUUAUAUGCACAUAUUGGCGAGACAUCUUUGACAAACCGAAGAAAGGAUCUAUGUUAGACGAUAAUUGA
Messenger RNA from Mangifera indica (mango), 2022 nucleotides. Its product is annotated as ankyrin repeat-containing protein NPR4-like. The record is from RefSeq and is a predicted model, not a curated record. Gene Ontology annotation, molecular function: protein binding. Bases 1 to 2022 code for a protein of 673 amino acids. Lineage: Eukaryota; Viridiplantae; Streptophyta; Magnoliopsida; Sapindales; Anacardiaceae. The transcript is spliced from 5 exons.